GUUACUACGUUGAAUCAUUAGUCAGUUCUUCAGAAGGUUUACCACGCCUCUCUGUUUACAUGUCAAGUUCAAUAAUUUGUCAUCGCAACUGUCAGUAAGAUAUUCAAUACAUAUCUCUCAUAUGUAUAUAAAAAUAUAUUAGCGAAGGAUACAAAAUGCAUUACGGAAAAAAAUCACCUACAACGGGCACACCUUCUGUUUACUCACAUACAACUUCAAGAAGUAAUGCUAAUUUACACAGAUCUUCUAGAAGUUUAAAAUCUUUAAGAGUACCUUGGUAUCAACAACCUUUAGUUCAAGAUGCAAUUUUUUUAGAUGUUCAACGAGCUUCUUUUGUUACAGCUAUAUUUUCAUUGGUGCUAUCAAUCUUUACAAUAAUAACAGCUUGUUUUGAUUUAUAUUGUUAUGCUAUGGCUGCACCAGGCUCUACACAUUAUGGAUAUUAUGUGAUAUCUUUCCAAUUUGUAUAUGUUGGAAAUAGACAUGUGAGAAAUACAUUGGUAAUGUUUGCUACAUUCUCUAUCCUGCUAUCUAUAGUGGUGUUUGUUACGAGCAUAAUGUUGAUAAAUGCUCUAAGAAAGGAGUAUGAAAAGAAGAUGCUACCAUGGUUAUACACGUUUGCAGUAUUCACAAUAUUUAGAUUUCUUGCGUACCUGUUUUUCUCUAUUAUAAAUGAUAUGAUAUUUGCUUAUAAUAUCAUCAUAUGCCUUUUAUGGACUAUCUUUAUUGUAUUAAGUGUAUAUGGAUGGGUUUUGGUGUAUUCACUAUAUAUUGAAUUAUCCGAACUAACAAGAUUGGAAGAUUUGGCACAUUUGAGGAUGGGCACUAUGCAAUCUCUAAACACAUCGACAGCCCCGUCUCUAGCGGGUUCUCGCCCAACGACCCCGCACAGUACAGUUUCGACGAUGCCGGCCUAGAGGAGAUACCUUUGGAUACAAUACCUGCAUAUUGGCCUCAGAAAACAAAACCACCCAUCGUCUCAACAAUAUACUAAAUUUUUUAUACUUGGAAUAAUAAUAGGUAAUUCAUAUACAAUUGGGAUACAAUUUAGCUAUUAUUAUUUCCAGCUAUAUAUAAAUCAAAAUUAAUUGAACUAAAGUAAUAUUCAAAUAUUUUCAUAAAGAUCAAAAGAUAUUAUAAGGAUACCUUUUGUGGUAGAUCCUUUCAGUGUGGCUUACCAUAAGAUAUUUCAUUCAUAUGCUUGAUUCCUACUGAAAGUAUAAAUUAUUUAUAUUGUAAGUUGAUACCUUUUAUUCAAUCUGUGGAAAGAAUUAUGUAACUAUUUCUUGUUUUAAUCAAAUCUUGCAUCUUAUUUAUGCCCUUAUUAAAUAUUGACAAAACGUUCCAUUUCAAAAUUGUUGAUUAAUACUACUUCUGCAUUGAUACAGACUGUGUAACUUUUUAAAUUAAAAUUCUUUUCGUGUAAAUUUUAAUAUUGAAAAAUAUUUAUUCAAAAUUUCCUUAUUUUCACAUCUAAAUAGAUGUACAAAUAAUUGAAUUAUCAAAAUUGCUAUAUAAGACUAAAUGAAAAUUAUCGCCAUAUUAAGACACAAAUUAUUUUUAGUUGUUAUAUUUUACUCUUAGAUAACAAUAUUUGUAAAUACUUGGACCAUUUUUCAUAGUAUUAUUGAGAUGAUGAGCACAAUUAUUUCCAUGAAAGGUAGAUGAUGGAUUCUUAAAUUAUUAUGUUACAUUUUACUAUGUCUGAAUGGCUUUUUUAAGGUUUUAA
Messenger RNA from Diorhabda carinulata, 1729 nucleotides. RefSeq lists its product as uncharacterized. NCBI's taxonomy places the organism in Eukaryota, Metazoa, Arthropoda, Insecta, Coleoptera, Chrysomelidae. Bases 156 to 917 code for a protein of 253 amino acids. The transcript is spliced from 6 exons. The record is from RefSeq and is a predicted model, not a curated record.